Messenger RNA from Anoplophora glabripennis (Asian longhorned beetle), 1029 nucleotides. RefSeq lists its product as uncharacterized. The record is from RefSeq and is a predicted model, not a curated record. Bases 1 to 1029 code for a protein of 342 amino acids. The transcript has a single exon. Lineage: Eukaryota; Metazoa; Arthropoda; Insecta; Coleoptera; Cerambycidae.
AUGACCCUACAAAAGCUUUCCAAUAAUGCGUUGGCUUUCCUCUUCGAGGAAAUUCGUUAUGAGAUGGGUGGUGAACAAGUGGCUAUAGUUCGAAAACCUGGUAUUACUACCACACUAAAAAUUAUGACAUCAUUUGGUGAGACACAAAAACGAAGUCUGUUAACCUGUGGAUGGGGUCUAACCACCACCAAACAAGAUAUUCUCGAUGGUGCCAGUGGGACUUUCAGUGGUAGGCUCCCCUUAAAGUAUCUUAUGGGCUUCGCUGAAGAUUACACGAAGGGUAUUUUUAAUGUUAAGCAAGAAUUAAUAUUCAUUAUGGCCCGUACCUACAAUAACUCCUAUAUAGGUGAAGUUGAUGCUAAAAUUGAAAUAAGUAAAAUUGAGUGGAAAAUAAGACAUAUUGUUCCCGAUGACAGACAAAAACCAAAACUGUUGUCGUGUCUGAGUAAGGGUAAUUGUAAGACGAGUGUUAAAGUGGCCUACCGCAUGUGGGACCUCCACGAGUUGCCCGCUUUACGAGAAACAUCUUCGGACAUUUGGGCUAUAAAGACUAGCACUAGUCUGGAAAGACCUCGCUAUAUUAUUAUCGGUUUUCAAAAUACUGAUAGCAGUGAUAAUAGAAGUAUGGAUGCCACAAAAUUUAUUCAUGCUGAUAUUAGCAACAUUAGACUUUAUCUGAAUUCGGAGGUAUUCCCAUAUGAGCGUUGGAAUUUAGAUUUCUCCAAAAAAAUCUAUUCUUCUGCCUACUAUGCAUAUGAGAAUUUCCAAAGAAGCUACUAUGGUAAAGAUAUGAGUGAACCCAUGAUGGACCUUGGAGAAUUCCUGGAGAACCCACUGUUUAUUAUUGACUGCUCCCAUCAAGCCGAUACUUUAAAAUCUUCUACGGUGGACAUCAAACUGGAAUUUGAAACUCGAAAAAAUAAAUUUCCAGCCAAUACUAAGGCUUACGCAUUAAUUCUUCACGAUGCUUACCUCACAUACAAUAUAUUAGAUGGCUCUGUACACAAUGGUUUUCCAUUUCUUAAGUAG